Cucumis melo (muskmelon) is the source of this 2483-nucleotide messenger RNA. Its product is annotated as pentatricopeptide repeat-containing protein At2g27800, mitochondrial-like. Bases 180 to 1466 code for a protein of 428 amino acids. The transcript has 2 exons. Lineage: Eukaryota; Viridiplantae; Streptophyta; Magnoliopsida; Cucurbitales; Cucurbitaceae. Gene Ontology annotation, molecular function: protein binding. The record is from RefSeq and is a predicted model, not a curated record.
CAUCUCGAAUUUGGUCCGUCUCUACCCUCUCCGAAGUGACCUGUUUCACCUCCUCUUCGCCACCAAAAGUUUUGGGCUUUGUAUUUAUGUUUUCUAAUCUCUCUUCAUUUCUCAAAGCUCAGUUCCAUUUGACUCUGUAUUGAGCUUGUUCUUGUCUUUGUUUCAUUAUUUUGUACGAUAUGAACCCCCUCUUUCGAAUUCGCAUUCACUUCUCUACCAAUUCCAUUAACCACCUCUUUAAUUCCAACCCAUCAUAUCCACAUUUCAUUUGUUUCAGAAGAUUUUCAAUUCAUUCAUUGUCGUUGAACAAUACCCAUCAUUGUAACCUCACCCAUUUUCUCCGUGUGUCUCAAAUCCAAACCUACCCAGCUCCCAACCUCUCUUUUACGAAAUUUUGUUUGAAUUUCUACUCAAAAACGGCACCUUCAAGAUCUUUCCGGAGGCGAGCGAAUAAGAGGUUGAAAGCCAGCCUCAAACCUACACUGGACGAAGCCCAAUUUCAGUUAGCAGUUUCGAAAAUCCCUCCAAGGUUUACCCCCGAAGAACUCCGUAAUGUAAUCUCUCUCCAAAAAGAUCCUUUGGUUUGUUUUGAGUUGUUCAAUUGGGCUUCACAGCAGCCUCGUUUCAAACAUGAUGUUUCCUCUUAUGAGAUUACCAUUAAGAAGCUGGGUGAGGCGAAAAUGUAUGAAGAAAUGGAUCAUGUUGUGAAUCAGGCGCUUGCUGUUUCUUCUAUUGGUUCCGAGACUCUUUACAAUACUAUGAUAUAUUUUUUCACUGAGGCAAGGAAGUUGACUAGAGCUAUCAAUAUAUUUAAGCAUAUGCAGAACAAUAGAAACUUGAAUUGUAGGCCUUCAAUUAGAACAUAUAAUCUACUUUUUACUGCAUUCUUGAGUCGAGGUCGUAAUACUUAUAUAAAUCAUGUGUAUAUGGAGACUAUUAGAUGUCUCUUUAGACAGAUGGUGAAUGAUGAUGGGAUUGAACCUGAUAUAUUUGCUUUGAAUUGUAUGAUAAAGGGCUAUGUGCUUUCCCUGCAUGUUAAUGAUGCGCUUAGGAUCUUUCACCAAAUGGGUGUUGUGUAUAGCUGCUUACCAAAUUCAUAUUCCUAUGACUAUUUGAUUCAUGGGUUAAGCGCCCAAGCUCGAACGGAUAAUGCAAGGGAAUUGUGUAAUGAAAUGAAGGAAAAGGGGUUUGUGCCUAGUAGUAUAUCGUAUAAUUCAAUUGUGAAUGCUAUGGCUCUCAAUGGAGAGGUUGAAGAUGCAGUGAAUUAUUUGUGGGAGAUGAUUGAUCAUAGAAGAUCUCCCGAUUUUAUUACGUAUAAGACAGUAUUGGACGAACUGUGUAGACUAGGGAGGGUAGUUGAAGCCACGAGUUUGUUGAGGGAAUUGCAAGAGAAGGAUCUUGUGGAUGGUCAUACUUAUAGGAAACUUCUCUAUGUGCUUGAAGAUGAUUAUGGAAAUCUGAAUUGAUGGCCGACCACAAUUGAGCUCACGGACCAAUGUGGUCUUAGAAGGCAGGACUUACACGUGAAAUUUGAUGUCAGAACCACAAAGCGCCUUAGUCAGACCGUGCAGAUAGAAAACCAAUCUGUGUGAUUUCUGUUUUGCCAAUUGUUCUUGUGUUUCAAUUGAAGGUUUAAGACUUACAGGUGCCAUUUACUAAAAGUCUAAAAGGUUAAGAACUGAUAUUUAUCAAGAUGCUCAGCUUCAUAUAGUUCUAAAUUAUGAAGACUACUGUUGCGUACAUUUUGUGGUCACACAUGGCUUAUAAAUGCUACAAUUAUUACUCAAUCAAUGAGUAGGUGUGUUCUUAUAUGAUAGAGACCUCUUUGUGGGAGUUGAAUGACAAGAUAUCUUCUCCAAAAGAAGCUUGUGAUGCCUUAUGCCUUUGUCUCUUCAAGUUCAAGGUACUUUUGUAAGUUUAGUUCAUUUAACAUUGAUUUUUUUUCACUUCAAGAACCAAUCAAGAAAGUCAUCCAAGUAUAGGUUGUGUUAAAGAUUACUCUAUGCACAGUGUGCACUGACAUAUGGUUGUAGUAUUUUCCAUAAUAACACAAUAGGUUCAAUCGUAUAAUGUCAAGAUUAAAUUGCAAAUUUGGCUACCGUUUGGAGAAGGUUAGAAUUUAGUCUCUAUUGUUUAUAAUUAGAAUUCCUAGGAUUUUAUCAAACCAUAUAUCGUUUAUGAGGUUUUAUCAAACCAUAAGGACUAAAUUCUAGCUUUUAAAACCAUAGCCACUCAAUUCCAAUCUUCUUCAAUCCAUGUGGACAGAGUUGCAAUUUAACCUAGCAUUUACUAGUCCUGAUCAUCCUCCUGAAGGGCUGUGAAGUGUAAAGUAUAUAUCCUCGUCUGCCAAUGUAGGAAAAGUACAGAAACAAGAAAGUAUUUAUUAAAACUAUAUAAUAUCACAGGUGGAAUUUCAUUUGUGGACGAUAAGUUAUGUAUUUACGAUUCAUUGGAUAAAGAAAUUUUGUAUCACAUAAUCUUUA